Messenger RNA from Vidua macroura (Pin-tailed whydah), 856 nucleotides. RefSeq names its product EBP cholestenol delta-isomerase (gene EBP). Gene Ontology annotation, cellular component: membrane; endoplasmic reticulum. Gene Ontology annotation, molecular function: steroid Delta-isomerase activity; C-8 sterol isomerase activity; cholestenol delta-isomerase activity. Gene Ontology annotation, biological process: cholesterol biosynthetic process. Lineage: Eukaryota; Metazoa; Chordata; Aves; Passeriformes; Viduidae. The record is from RefSeq and is a predicted model, not a curated record.
CGCGGCGCGCGGGCGGCGGCGGCGGGAGCGGCGCGAGAGCGGCUGAGGGCGGCGGCGCUGUUGCCAUGGAGACGAGCGCGCAUCCCUAUUGGCCGCGCGCGCUGGCGUUGCCGGGUUACGUGGCGGGCGCGCGGCCCGGCUGGCAGUGCGCAGGCGCGGUGGCGGCGGCGUCGGCGGCGCUGCUGGCGCUGGGCUGGGCCCUGGGCGGGGCCGGGGGGCGGGCGAAGGGCGGGGCGAAGGGCGGGGCCAGGAGGAGCCCCGCCCGCCGGCUGGUCCUGGGCUGGUUCCUGCUGUGCGCCGGCAUCCAUGGCGUCCUGGAGGGCUACUUCAGCCUCCGGCACCGCGAGCUGCCCGCCGACACCGGGCUGCUGGCCGAAGUCUGGAAGGAAUACGCCAAGGCCGACAGCCGCUACAUGACGAGCGAUGACUUCACGGUUGCCAUGGAGACGGUGACAGCCUGGGCCCUGGGGUUCCCCUGAGCUUCCUCACCUUCCUCGCCCCUCCUGCGGCAGCACCCGGCGCGGUUCAUCCUGCAGCUCGUCGUGUCCCUGGGCCAGCUCUACGGUGACGUGCUGUACUUCGCCACGGCGGCGCGGGCGGGCAGGGCGCACAGCGACCCGCACCCCCUUUAUUUCUGGGGUUACUUCGUGGGGCUCAACGCGCUCUGGCUGCUCGUGCCCGGCCUGCUGCUGCUGGACGCCGGCCACCAGCUGGCCACGGCCCAGCGCGGCCACGACCGGCCCCGCCACAAGGCCCACUGAGGGCAGGGACCCCCCCAAAAAAACCCCCCCCGGCAUGAGGGACCCCCCAAAAAAAACCCCGGAUGAGAGACCCCCCCCACGACCGGCCCCGCCAC